AUGCCGUACUACAUUGUCUCCGCUACCAGGGGAGGCGGCGGAGGGGGUGUCUCGGUGGGCAGGAGAGAGAGCUCCACCAGUCAAAGCCACACGGCCCACACCCCAACGGUGAAGCAAAGCACGUACGACAGAAACAUGGGUACCCCAGUGAUGUUCUCUCCAGCAUCCUCAAAACACCCAGAAUUGGAAUUGCCGUCUGCAGAAGAAGAGGGAACGAUGAUAAUUCAGGAAUCGAUGGACUUGAACAUUUGCUUCUCUGGAAUGGACAAUAGGGUGUGGCAGGUGGAAGAGAGGAGGGAGCAAUCCUCAGGGUGGUGGUCUCGGUCGUCGUCGAAGAAUUCGAGUUUGAGGUAUGUGACGGUGAAGGGGAAGCCAGGGCACCCAGGGGAGUCGACAGUGAGGAAUUGGUUCAGAAUCGAGAGGAUAAGCGAGGGUAGCCCUGUAUAUAGGAUCGCUUACUGCCCCAACGUGUGCGAGUCGUGUCAUGUGGUGUGCGGGAGGGUUGGGAUCACCAAGCAAAACGGCGAGCGAUGGUUAUCGAUUUCAGAACAUAGAGAGUUCCCCUUCGUCUUCAUCAGACCCAGGCACUCCCACGACAAGGAUGAAUAA
This is a messenger RNA of Telopea speciosissima, 609 nucleotides long. Its product is annotated as kunitz trypsin inhibitor 5-like. The record is from RefSeq and is a predicted model, not a curated record. The transcript has a single exon. Lineage: Eukaryota; Viridiplantae; Streptophyta; Magnoliopsida; Proteales; Proteaceae. Bases 1 to 609 code for a protein of 202 amino acids. Gene Ontology annotation, molecular function: endopeptidase inhibitor activity.